Messenger RNA from Oryza brachyantha (malo sina), 1574 nucleotides. Its product is annotated as protein farnesyltransferase subunit beta. Gene Ontology annotation, molecular function: protein farnesyltransferase activity. The coding region runs from base 16 to 1476 and encodes 486 amino acids. Gene Ontology annotation, cellular component: protein farnesyltransferase complex. The transcript is spliced from 14 exons. Lineage: Eukaryota; Viridiplantae; Streptophyta; Magnoliopsida; Poales; Poaceae. Gene Ontology annotation, biological process: protein farnesylation. The record is from RefSeq and is a predicted model, not a curated record.
GCCUCCGGCGCGCACAUGGUUCGCCGCCUUUCGCUGAGAUCCCCGCGGCCGCAGCGAGCUCGCAGGCCGAGACCACCGCCUCCUCCUCCUCCUCCUCCGCCUCCGCCCGCCGCCGCACCCAUGGAUUCCCCCUCGCAGCCGCCGCCGCCGCCGCCGCCUCCUCCUGCCGAGGGCGGUCCGGCGGCGGACAGCCGGGCAGCCGAGUUGCCCCGGCUGACGGUGACGCAGGUGGAGCAGAUGAGGGUGGAGGCGAAGGUGGCCGACAUCUACCGCGUCCUCUUCGACAGCGCGCACAACGCCAAUUCCCUCAUGCUUGAGCUUUGGCGUGAGCAGCACACUGAGUAUUUGACGAGAGGUCUGAAACAUCUUGGGCCAAGCUUCCACGUGCUCGAUGCCAAUCGCCCUUGGCUGUGCUACUGGAUGAUUCAUGCACUUGCUUUGUUGGAUGAAACACCUGACGAAGAUGUCGAGGAUGAUAUUGUGGACUUCUUAUCUCGUUGUCAGGAUAAAGAUGGUGGAUAUGGUGGUGGCCCUGGACAGUUGCCUCAUCUUGCUACAACAUAUGCUGCUGUAAAUACGCUUGUGACUAUAGGGAGUGAAAGGGCACUAUCAUCAAUAAAUAGGGAGAAUCUGUACAAGUUCAUGCUUCGGAUGAAAGAUACAUCAGGAGCUUUCAGAAUGCAUGAUGGUGGUGAAAUUGAUGUCCGUGCUUGCUAUACUGCCAUAUCGGUUGCCAGUCUUGUGAACAUCCUUGAUGGUGAACUGGCAAAAGGCAUUGGAAAUUACAUAGGAAGGUGUCAAACCUAUGAAGGUGGUAUUGCUGGGGAACCUUAUGCUGAAGCUCAUGGUGGGUACACUUUUUGUGGGCUGGCUGCGAUGAUCUUGCUUCACGAAGUGGACAAACUUGAUUUGCCUAGCUUGAUUGGCUGGGUAACAUUUCGCCAAGGAGUGGAAUGUGGACUUCAAGGAAGAACUAAUAAAUUGGUUGAUGGUUGCUACUCCUUUUGGCAGGGAGCAGCUCUUGCUUUAACACAAAAGCUAAUGACAGUUGUUGAUGAGCAAUUAAAAUCAUCAUAUUCCAGCAAAAGGGCUCCAGGAGAUGAUGCUUGUGGUACCAGUUCUUCUAAUGAAGCACUGUGUUAUACUAAGUUUGGAUUUGAUUUUAUAAAGAAGAGCAACCAAAUCGGCCCACUGUUCCACAACAUCGCCCUGCAGCAAUAUAUCCUGCUUUGUGCACAGGUUCUGGAUGGAGGAUUGAGGGAUAAACCUGGGAAGAACAGAGAUCACUACCACUCAUGCUAUUGCCUGAGUGGUCUUUCAGUUAGCCAGUACAGCGCUUUGGUUGAUCCUGAUGCGUGCCCCUUACCACAGCACGUGCUUGGUCCAUAUUCAAACUUGCUGGAGCCGAUCCAUCCGCUAUACAAUGUUGUACUUGACAAAUACCACACGGCCUAUGAGUUCUUUUCAAGCGAGUGAUGCAACAUGGCCCUUGCAAUUGUCUAGGAGAUUGUAUGAUAUUGCAUUCUUUUUUGUAGUCUGGGCGGCCCCAGAUACCAAAGUUCAUAGAUACUUGC